AUGGCCGGAGCCUGGAGCGUCGUCUACGAGGCCUUCGUGUGGAUCGCCUGUACGGCGGGCUUCCUCUACCAGGCGUCCGAUGUGCUGCAGCUGUACACCCGGCACGCCUUCACCGUGACCGUGUACAAGGAACACGGUUCACGACACAUCCGCUUCCCCGCCGCAACCAUCUGCACCGAGAAAUGGUCCAAGCGAGAUGUUCUUUGCGGGAACAACAAUUCACUCUGCCAGAGUUCAUCUGAAGCCCUGGCCGAGAGGCUCCUCUUCGACCCUGAACUACGCAAGGAGGCUGCCUACACUCCGAGCGAGCUGUUCAACUGCCGCAUGCGCUCGCAGGACGACAAGAUCCGAAGGACCUUCUACCGAACUCCCUUCUUGAUGUGCUACACCUUUGACCUGUACCAGUAUUCGGAGACCAGUCACCAAUUUCGUUCAUGCGAGGUACCAUGGUUGUACGAAGUGGAGCUGACCGCAGCGUGGGACGCACUCAACACUGGGCCCACAGACAACGUGUGGAAGUACCCGCUCAUCGUGCACGAACCGGAGGUCUGCCCACCGGAGAAACUGGCCCCCAUCCAUCUGAGGCAGGGAAUGCGCUACACGGUGUCCGUAGCCCAGAGAACGUUUCGGCGCCUUCCGUACCCGAGCUCUUCAAGAUGCACCGACUACCGACAAAGAGGUCGGGUGGGCGCCUACUUCGGUUAUAUGAACUACGCAGUGUGCCUCCAAGAUUGCUUGAUUCAGCAAGAGCUGAAAACUUGUGGUUGCGUUUUUCCCGACCACGAGUUUGCCGCGACCUCUUUUAAUGGGGCUAUCUGCUCAAGUGAAAAGAAAACGAGAUUACGUACGACGUCAAGCUCAUUGGCCUUGCAGAUAAUGAGGUCAUCAUUCACGGCCAUCAUUCGUUUCGCGACAAAUUUGCAAACUGUCUACGACUACCAGAGGCGGCUUACGGGACAAGAGGCGCUCGCCUACAUUGGCGGCUACAUCGGCCUCUGGCUGGGCGUGUCCCUGUACUCGGUCUACGUGGUGUUGGAAACAUCGCUGACCAAGUUUCUUCGCAGCCGGUUUCAUGUGUUCAAGCACUUAGUGCGUGCCUAA
Molecule: messenger RNA, 1101 nt
Organism: Dermacentor silvarum
Lineage: Eukaryota; Metazoa; Arthropoda; Arachnida; Ixodida; Ixodidae
Exons: 10
Coding region: 1-1101 (366 amino acids)
Biological process (GO): sodium ion transmembrane transport
Cellular component (GO): membrane
Molecular function (GO): ligand-gated sodium channel activity
Source: RefSeq, a predicted model, not a curated record